Oncorhynchus tshawytscha (Chinook salmon) is the source of this 5742-nucleotide messenger RNA. Its product is annotated as ETS domain-containing protein Elk-4. Gene Ontology annotation, biological process: regulation of transcription by RNA polymerase II; cell differentiation. Lineage: Eukaryota; Metazoa; Chordata; Actinopteri; Salmoniformes; Salmonidae. The transcript is spliced from 6 exons. The record is from RefSeq and is a predicted model, not a curated record. Gene Ontology annotation, molecular function: sequence-specific DNA binding; DNA-binding transcription factor activity, RNA polymerase II-specific. Gene Ontology annotation, cellular component: nucleus. The coding region runs from base 538 to 1932 and encodes 464 amino acids.
GCACGAAUGCUUCAUACGAGACGAGCAUCAGAAGCAUGACAAUAGCUAGUCGCUUAUUUCUUAGCAAAUUUGCCUUUUAUAUUGUAACUUGCGAAAUUACAUUACAGGCCUACACAAUAUGAUUGUGGGUCGACAGCUAACUUAUUUUAGCUUGCAGCAUCGUUUAAUAUAUAUCAUUUUUGUGAAGACAGGAAGACAAAUGUAACGUGCUGAAAGUAAAAUUGGUUGGCGCGACGACACUUCAAACCACAGUAGCAGUCGGCGGUGACAAAAAAAACUAUGCGUUUAUGGAACGCAAACAUAACAAGGAAGUGAUCUCAGCAUGGUUUUAAUUUCCUGUUCUUAAAUAUUCGCACUGUAUUUUUAUCGCCAAAAACGUAUACCGCAAUUUAUAGUUUUUACUUAAAUUACGUAGUUACCCAUUUGCUACUCGGCUUGCUGAACAUAGCAAGCUCAUUUUCUGUCAUGUUUUGGGACUUUUAUCGACACUUCUGGACGGCUCAUAUGUUAAGCGAGCUAUACUAGCAAGCGGGGAGCAUGGACAGCUCCGUGACCCUGUGGCAGUUCCUUCUCCAGCUCCUAUUGGACCCCACCAAUGAUCAGCUGAUCUGCUGGACCAAUGAGGAGGGCGAGUUCAAGCUGCUGCAGGCAGAGGAGGUGGCCAAACUGUGGGGCACCCGGAAGAACAAACCCAGCAUGAACUACGACAAGCUCAGCAGAGCCCUAAGAUACUACUACGACAAGAACAUCAUUAAGAAGGUGAACGGGCAGAAGUUUGUGUACCGUUUCGUCUCCUACCCAGACAUCCUGAAAGGGGAUGCCUCUGCUCGGCCGGAAGGGGAGGGGGGUGCAGGAUGUAGCCUGCCCCUGUCCGAGAGGGGCGACAACAACUCCGGAGAUGGUGAAGGUGGGGACAGGGGUGGAGGUAUGACAGUGACACAGGGGUCCAGUACUAAGCCAUCCAACCGUAAUGACUACAUCCACUCUGGCCUGUACACCUCCUUCACCCUCACCUCGCUGCAAAAUGGACGCCAGCUCUUCAAGUCCAUUAAGAUGGAGAACCCUGCAGACAAGAUGGCCGACAGGAAGUCCAAUACCCAGGCUCAAGACCCGCCCUCUCAGCAGCCAUUGCUGUCGCCGUCAGUUAUCAAGUUCGGGACCACCCCUCCCAAGAGAAGCCCUCUGAUUUCAAUAGAAACACCUAAUCCGCCAUUGUGCCCUCCCAUGGGCGAUGUCGUGAUGACACACUCUGUCCUCCUGCCUCAGGCUGUGUGUGCGUUUGAGCAAGCCAAGCCCAUGGAAUCCUCGAGUCUUCGAAUCCUGAAUAGUUUCAGCCUAUCAGAGUUGCCCACUCGAAGCCCCUCCCCCAGCAUGGUGCCUGACUCCACCCAGGAGCUAGUAAUCGACAGCGACAUCGAGUCCAUCUCCUCCCAGCCCACAGAGACGCAGAUACAGGGGGUGCAGAGUUUUUGCCAAGUGUCAGGUGGUGAGGUGUGUGUAGAGAACAGGGACAAGGGAGGGAAUAGGGAGAUGAGUUUAUCUCCGUUGUGUGUGAGUGGCCAUAUCACAGGGGGCAAGGCCCGCAAGCCUCCUAAAGUCCUGGAGCUGUCCACUCCUACACUGGUGGUCACCACCUCUGACCUCCCACCUAUGAACCUCUACAGCCCCUCCCUUCCCACCGCCUCUCUCACACCUGCAUUGCUACAGACACCCACUCUGUUGCUGACCCCCAGUCCCCUUCUGUCUAACAUCCACUUCUGGAGCACGCUCAGCCCGGUGGCUCCCCUCAGCCCUGCCACCCGGCGCCAGCAGGGCACACACACCCUGUUCCAGUUCCCCUCGGUGCUCACCCCUCAUUUCCAUAUCCCCACACACAGCCUCGAUGGGACCAACACCCCUGGACCCCUCACCCCAGACCCUCAUAAGACAUAAGAGACCUUAUCCUUGGAACCUGUGCAGCCCCCAGACAAUGAGGCCCUACUUCAGCUCCCCCCACACCCCCCAAACAGACAAAAGACACGGUGGUUCACAACUCCCCUAAAGAGGGCUUAGCCAGACUUUUUAGGAAUUGCCAUAGUAAUGGGUGCUGCAAAGUUCAUGGAUUGGAUGCUGAGCAGUCACAAAUGUGCAUCUCUACCUGGAACAGGCAAUUGUGUCUCUGUUCUUGAGACCAAUGGUAUUACAGAUUUUUUUUUUUUUUAUGUGAACCUUCAUAUUAUUUCCUUCUUCUAUUCUGUUUGAUGCUGUGUUGUCAAUUCCAAUGCAGUUUUUUAGAUGUUUUCAUGGGUAAUGUUCCUGCUAUUUGUUGUAUGUUUUAAACCAGGGGUCUCAAACAGGUCAAUCACGAGAUACCAGUAACUCGCAAUUUUCACGUGUUUCACUGCAAACUGUCAUAAACAAAUCUCACAAGUAUCAGACACCGCAAGCUCCCAGCUACUAUCUAACCAACGCAACAUUGACAUUAUCCCCCCCUGGUUAGCCACUUGGCUUAAAAAGCCAAGCCUAACACAAUAGCACUACAGAACCAUCGCUAGACUGGUACAUUAGACGGCACACAAGAUGCGCAAUUAAAUAUUAAAAUAGGGGAAUUUCACUCAAAUCUAAAUGUUCUUUAUUUUUAAGCAUUGACAUUGAUUCAGAACAUCCAGUUUGGUUGUAUCUCUGUGAACAAUUGUAAUUUGAGUGACAAACUAAAAAAUCUAAAACCAGGAAAAAUAAAACAGAACAGAAUUUGGGAAAAUAUUAAACCGAAUUUGGGGAUUUAUAUUUUAUUUUUGUAGGGCCCUCCUUAGUUUUUUAUUAACCAUUAUUUUACCAGGUAUAUUGACAGAAAAGAGUGCACUACUUUCUCUUGUACACAAAGGAUCCGGAGAGGAGAAUAAUGUAUAUAUUUGAAAGCUAGAAAAUAAUUUGUAGCUCGUGACAUGUUACAUUUGUUAAAAGUUGGAGACCACCUCAGAUGGGAAAUGCUUCAACUGGCCUCACACUUGGUGUUGGCAAGCAUAAACUGUUGCCAUAACAGAUUAAGUCCUUACUGUAACGCCCUCACAUCAGAACAAAACCAAAACACCUCACACCCACCAUUUACACCAGAGACAAAUGGGCAUAUGUGACCUAUGGGUUGGUAAUGCUUGAAUUUGUGUGAAAAAGCCCCUAUACCUCUAGGUACAUUUAUGAGAAGCCAUAACCAUUACCUUUGUCCCAACCUUAAACCUGGCCUUAACCAUAUUCCUAACCUACAAAGGAAAUUUAAACCAACCUGUGGCCUCGGGUAGUACAAUGGACCAUUAUUAUCACCUCCUUUGACAAAUAGCCACGAACCUUGUGGAGAUUGAGCAAAUAAUGAUCCUCACCCUAAACUAACCCUACGGCUAUGCACUUCUGUUGAUAUAAAGCCAUAAGAAAAACAUUAAAUGUGUGAAGCAAAAUCACAUCUUGAUUCCGAAUAUAGAAUUGAUAAGUGAGGAGUACUUUCGCUGGCGCUAGUGUUGGAUGGCAUAUUGUCACUAACCCACAGCAUUGCUCCAUAAGACUCAGCCAUUCUAAUGUGGUGCCUUAACCCCCAAGCCAAACAUGAAGAGGAGGAACAACCAUCCCUCCUCUCCACCCUAUCCUACUCCCUCUGCCCUGGUCUCCAGUGCCUAUAUGCUCUCCCUGGGAGCAAACCUCAGCUUCUACAGAGCACUAACAGUAUUUGGUUUAUAACGUGAAUUGAUAAAGUAAUAGACUACAUAAUGUAAGUAUUAUAGAUUUCUACCGGUCCUUUACUCUAAAGUCGGCUCUCCUAUGCGUUUCCUCUCCCAGGUGUGGGUAAAAUGACCCGUGUGUAAAAACGGCCCUUGCCAUGACAUGGCCAGUGAAUAGCCUGGGUGGUGCCAGUCUGUUUCUGCAUUGCAAACAUGUCACCUUGUCAAGACUGUUUAGAAAAUGGCAAUGAUGUGGCACGGUUGAAGGCAGAAGCAGGCUGUCAGAAUACCCACACAGGGUGUUCAAAGCCUGUCACAAUAGCGUUUUUUACUUAUUCUCAUGACAUAAUAUUUACAUUUUGGUGUAUAUGAUUCAUGUUUUAGAACAGGUUUGCAUAGGUAUUAUGAUUGAAUGACAGUCAUCUUAAGUAUGGAAUAUCGUCACCCACAUUUGCAAGACCUGUGAAUGAGGAACAUGAGCUUUUAAUGUACCACAAAUCAUUUCUAGGGAGAUUCUGCUAAACUUGAUUUUGCACGAGCUAAAACAUGUACACAUGUAUAUGAUUUAUCAGUAUACCUUCAAACCUGUCUUAAUCCCUCUCUUCUUUCCCUCUCUUUGUGUCUGUUAUCUGCUUAUGAGGUGUCAGAUACUAUUUUCUCUGUCAUAUGAUUGUGAUGUGAACUUCAGCUGACAUGUAUUUUCAAUUAAUUCCGUCUCCCCCAUCACCCUAACAAUCUGAAUUGUAAUCUGUGGUUUUGUUACAUGACCAGAUGCGAGGCUCCAUGCUGUUCUGUAGUCUGUUUUUAAUGGUGAUGUCUUUGGUCUUUACACCGUUUUCUAUACUCAUUGUUGGACUAAUGGCAUUGACUAUUUGAGCAUCGAAGCCUUAAGGAGUGAAACUUAAAUCCAUGUCUUUGUUAAGUAUUUUGAUAUUGUUAAUAUUGUCUGUGUAGGUGUGUGUCUUAAUGUUGGCAUUUAGAACAAUGGGGUGCCUGUAGUAUGAGAUUUUACAGCAUCGCUUUUCUGUGUUUCAAAUUAUACUUCUUUCAAAAAGCUAUAUUGAUCUAAUUAUAGCUGUAAAUGAAUAUUGUGUACAUUUCUAUUUCCCAAUCAACAGCAAAACUAUGCACAAAGUACUUUAUAAUGCAAAUCUAAGGAUUAAAUCUUAAAUGUUUAUAUUCUAAGGAAGUGUGUCUAAGAGGCAUAACUUUAAAUGAAGCAGAGUCCCUAUGUUUAGUUUGGCCUUAUAACAUGUGUAUUACCUCAAACUAAAGAGUUAGAUUUAUUAACUUGAUACAGUAGUCAGAAACAGUUCUAUAUACAUAACUAUAGUUCUGAUAAAGACAACCUCUGAAUAUGUAGGCAUAUUAAUGAUUUUGAUUCAUGUUUCAUUCAUUAGACCCUGUUGCACAAAACAUUACACCUAGUGCAUAUUUCAGAAAAAAUUGUAUUUUACAACCCCCUAGAGUCGAUUGAUGCACCUGUUUGUCAAUCUAAGUUACAUGACAAAAAAAAAUCUGUCAAGCUAGAUAGAGUUUUAUUGCAUUGGACACGUCUCAAUCCAUCACAUCCCCCAGUGUGACACAUCCACAUCGGAGGUGAAACGUGGCAGAGCUAGACCGGUGUUUGUCAGACCAUGAGACAUCCCGAAAAUCGGUCUUCUCACAUAAACGUCUAGUGUCUGAAGGGUUUGACCUACACUGUGGAAAGGGAAGAUUCUCACAAACACGAUGGUGUUCUCUGUUUUGCUCUAGGACCCCCACAAGUGUCACGGGACUCAUGAGGUAACCUGUACCUGUAUAAAAAAAAAAAAUGUAUUACGGUAGUUUUGUGCCUACCCCAAAAAGGGGUUAACUAAAUAAAAAUGUUUAUUUCCUGAGUUUUUAAAAAUAUUUCCUAGAUUUAAGACGACACUUCAAAGCCUUGUUUCUUAUAAUGUAUUUUGUUCACUGUCCCUUUUACCAUUUUAUGAAUGUUAUUCAAUGCGUUUCUAUGGGCUUUAGUAGUAACGGACGAAAUCAAUAUUUUAUCAGAAUAAAAAAAACAUGUUUGAUA